Molecule: messenger RNA, 1236 nt
Organism: Medicago truncatula (barrel medic)
Lineage: Eukaryota; Viridiplantae; Streptophyta; Magnoliopsida; Fabales; Fabaceae
Product: transcription factor bHLH84
Exons: 5
Coding region: 91-954 (287 amino acids)
Biological process (GO): regulation of transcription by RNA polymerase II
Cellular component (GO): nucleus
Molecular function (GO): RNA polymerase II cis-regulatory region sequence-specific DNA binding; protein dimerization activity; DNA-binding transcription factor activity, RNA polymerase II-specific
Source: RefSeq, a predicted model, not a curated record
UUUCAUAUCAUUAAAACAUAUUGAAACAAAAACAAGAGUACUCUCAUUUUUCAUAGGUUUCAAAUCAAAAGUCAUUAAAAAAAAAAAAAAAUGGAACCUGCUCAAUUGAUUUCUGAAGAAUGGGAUUCUCUUAGUGGACAGUACACAGCUGAGGAAGCUGACUUCAUGAAUCAGUUCCUUAGUGGUAAUAAAAAUACAAGUUUUGGCAUGCCAUCUUACUUUCCUCAUGCUGAUUUUAUGUGUUUCUCCCAAGGGAGUAGCACUACAAGUAGUGGAACCUACUCAUGUGAUUUGGCAACAAACUUUGAUUCACUGUCCAUGUUUUUUUGUUUGGAAGAUGCCAAAUUUAGUCCUCAAUAUUUGGAUGAUAGCAUAAGCAAACACAUAAAUAAUGACAUUAUUGAUCAUAAAGGGUCAUGUUUAGAACCUUCUUCAGAAGAAGAUAGAAGCACAAACAUGGAGAACCCUGCAAAGAGAUUUAGGAGCUCAUUAGAGGUUUCAGAAAACACGAGGAAUGUUAGAAAGUGUCCAAAAUCUGCUUCUAUGAGCAACAAUGAAGAGGGCUUAAUGUGGAAUGGCACCAACAACCGUUUUUCACAUGUUGACUCAAUCGGAGGAAUAAUAUCUUCAAGUUUGAGCCCAAAAGAACAUGAGGCACCUAAGUUGGGCAGAAAAUCAAGAGCCGCAAGUAGUCCUGCCACUGAUGCACAGAGCAUUUAUGCAAGAAAGAGAAGAGAAAGAAUAAAUGAAAGAUUGAGAAUCUUGCAAACCCUUGUCCCAAAUGGAACUAAGGUAGAUAUUAGCACUAUGCUUGAGGAAGCUGUCCAAUAUGUGAAGUUUUUGCAGCUUCAAAUUAAGCUUUUAAGCUCUGAAGAUAUGUGGAUGUAUGCUCCAAUUGCUUACAAUGGAAUGAACAUUGGAUUAGACCUCAGCUUUUCUUCUCCAACAAAUUAAUUAAAGGAAGAUGAAUAUGUGAUGAUGAUAGCAUAGCAAUUAAAGAGGAUGUAACAUUUCAUAUUUUUUGUUAUUUGUAUUGGAGGCUUGCUAACUAAUCAAGGCUCUUGUGGCUGUAAAGUCAAUUCUAGAACAUACUAAAAUGAUGGUGUCAAAAAAAUAUUUGCUUAUCAUUAGCAAGAGUCACAUACUUCAACAAUAAUUAGUCUGUGAUUGAAAGCUUAAUCAAACAAACCUCUUUAUAUUUUUGAGCAAUGAGUAAAAAAAUAUAAAAUCGUUGAA